Molecule: messenger RNA, 1309 nt
Organism: Owenia fusiformis
Lineage: Eukaryota; Metazoa; Annelida; Polychaeta; Sabellida; Oweniidae
Source: the annotation of a GenBank genome assembly
AAAAUCAUACAUUUAUUAUUGAUACAAAGGUCAAGGUCAUCAAAAUAAGCAUGGCGGAAAAAAAUUCUGAAAAUAUUUUAAAUUCUUUGAAUAAUGACUCAGUUGGCGAUGCUACGGUGUCAACUGAAACAAAAGCAAAAGCGGACACUGAUCAAGAACUAGAUGAUCUUCUAGACAAUGCAUUACAGGACUUUGAAAAACAAAAAUCUCAACCAACAGAGGCUGCACCCGAGGCAGUACCAAAACAGACAUCAGCUGACUCUGCAGCCAUAGAUGCCAGUAAGGCUCAGGAGGAUCUAUUUAACCAAAUAUUCAAAAAUAGCGGUGCUGAUGCCUCUGAUGAAGCCACAAAACAAUUUGAAAAUGCCAUGAAACAAAUGUUAUCAUCUGAACCACAAAUAGUAGAGCAGUUUGAAAAGUUAUCAGAGGCUGCUACUUCUGCAGAUGCUUCUGAAGAUGGUCAAAAGGAGUUUGUAGAUACCCUGCAACAAACACUUGGGAGUCUAGCAGAGAAUGCCCAAAAUCUACAAGGAGAGCUGUCAGAGGAAGAUCUCAUACGAUCUCUAGGGAGCUUAGGAAUGGGGGGCAUGCAAGGAAUGGGGGGCAUGCCAGGGAUGGGAGCCAUGCCGGGAAUGGGCGAAGCUGGCGAAGGCGGAGAUUUAGAAUUUUUACCCAUGAUGCAAGGGAUGAUGAAAUCAUUAUUAUCAAAAGAAAUUCUGUAUCCAUCUCUGAAAGAAAUAUCUGAAAAAUACCCUGCCUGGCUUAGUGAUAAUAGAGAAAGCCUCUCUAAAGAAGAUAAAGACAGAUACGAAGCACAGCAACAGAUGAUGACGAACAUUUGCACAGAAUUUGAAUCUGAACAACAAACAGACUCUGAAGAUGUACAAAAAGAACGAUUUGAAAAAAUUCUAGAUUUAAUGCAGAAAAUGCAGGAGUUUGGACAACCCCCAAAAGAUAUAGUAGGUGAAAUGGCACCUGGUCUACAAUUUGACGCAGAAGGCAAUCCACAAUUACCCGGAAUGAACCCAGAGCAGUGCAAUAUAAUGUGAUCCACUUGAAAUUAAAUCAUGUUUUAAUUCAUGAAAUGAAAUGGAAAAGAGUGGAAUCAGCAUGGAAUAGAAUAAACAGAAGUGCAGUCAACACUCUAAAUUAUAUAGAAAUGUAAGAAAAUCAAACACUUCAUUCAAAUUUUAGAGAGAAUUGAGAGGAAUCAGCAUGGAAUAAAAUUAACAGAAGUGUAGUCAACACUCUAAAUUGUAUAGAAAUGUAAGCUUUUGAGAGAAUGAGAUAAAAUGAGGUUGACAUAAUU